GUUGCCGGAUUGCAAAGGCAAAGUCAUUUCUGAUAACAGCGCUUUGUUCAGAUCAGGAAGAUUUGUGACUGACUUGAAUGUAAUACCUAUAAAAGAAAAUUAUAUAGAAUUAAGUCUACAACUGCAUCUCGUAGCAAAACACGUGUUGAAUACCUGAAAUUUGGAAAAUAAUGUUUAUUGAAAGGACAUGAAUCGAUAUAAAACAGUACGAAAUCCAAUGGGGAAAUCAAACGCAAUAUAAAGAAAAAUUAAUGCGCUAAAGUGAAUUUUCUUUUGUUUUACGAUUUAAUGUUUCUUUCAUUUCGUCAUUAUGGAUAAUAAAGCAUCGUGUUUUAGUGCAAUAUUAGUUUUAAUUUUGAUCUCGUUUGUUUCAACAGCAAGUGAUUUUAUUUUAACAUUUACAUGUCCAGCUGGAUCUGACUGGAAGUUAAUUGGAACUCAUUGCUUCAACUUCAUCAAAACUGAGUUAGAUUUUCUUGAUAGUUUUGAUGUAUGUAAAAAAUAUGGUGCUACUUUAUUAAAUGUAAGAGAUGAAGUUGAAGCCAAAAAUAUUUCUUUGGAAGCAAAAUCAAUAUUUUAUCAAGAUCAUUACUGGAUCUCUAAUGGCUAUAGUGAUGUUGACAAUCUUAGUCAGGCAUUUGUCAAUCCAAAUUGUUCUGGGUAUUGGCAAAUUAAUGAGCCAUCAGCUAUUGAGGGGAGAGUUGCUGUGGCUAGUGAUAUGUUUGGUAAAUGGGCAUUGAAGUCAGUCUGGAUUGAUCUACCGUUUGUGUGUAGAGCUCCAGCUUGUCCUACUGAUUCAUUUCGAUGUAGUGAUGGGAUGUGCCUAAACCAACGAUGGAAGUGUGAUAAUGUAUCUGAUUGUGCUGAUGGAUCAGAUGAAAUUGAUUGUGAAGAUUGCAUCAAACAUCAUAAGUCAAGCAAUGGAACACUCAAUUCAAGUGGUGAAAAUUGCCAGUGGAUAUUAGAAGGUGUGCCAGGUGAAGUGCUCAGUAUUUAUUUUGACAGUGUGGUGUUGAUGGAGAAUGCUGCCUCAUUGUUUGUCUACAGUGGUGGUCCCACCAUCCAAAAAAGUAUAUUGGUUAAAGAGUUGAGAGGAAAUUCAUCUAGACUUACUUUGUUUGGUGUCAACCAUUUCUUAAUCAUCAGGCUUAGAUCUUACAGUUCUUCUUCCAAACCUGUUAUAAAUGCUAGGUGGAAAGCUGAUGAACAGCUAUCAAGACUACAGUUUGAAACUAUUAAUAUUACUGAUACCAUCAGUAGGCCUAUAUCUACACCUUACAUUGACUCAUCUGAUUUACCAUCUACUUACAAGAGGAAGUGGAUGUUAAGUACAGAUAAAGACAGUGUUAUCACAGUAGAGAUUGUGAAUGCAACACUGAAAAUAGGAAGCAAUGAAGAUUCUGAGUUAAUGAUCAGUCCAGUCAGUUUUGUACUUCAUGAACCCAAUACUAAGAGAGCUUUUUACAUAUCCAGUUCUUCCAGUCUGACCAUUUUAGCUAGAGUGAAUCAACAGCAAAAUAAAUACAUGACUGCUAAUGUAUGGAAAGGUUGUAAUUUCAACACUACACUUACACAUGGUCGUCUUGAGUUGUAUGACGGAUUAGUUCACAGAGAAUGUUUUUGGAGAGUCAGAAAUAAGAUUACUACUGACCUAAGUAUGAUGUUGACUAGUACUAAUGUCUCUGGUGACUGGUUAAAGCUUUACAAUGGGACAGAGGAUGACAAAACAUUAGUCAACUUAUCAGCUUCUGCAAAUGGAGCUAUUUCUUUAUUCAAUCUCAAUAAAGGUGUGACUUUCCAUUACGACUCCAGGUUAGCAACACCAAGCAUAUUUAAAGUCGAUAUAUCUGCAGAUUGCAAAGAUAUUUCAGACUUAACAGAUGUGUUGAUUAUAGAAGAUAUGAACAGAUUAGCAGGAGCAAGGUACACUGUUAACAUAUCAUGCAGUCCUGGUUUUGCUUUUCAACAAGAAGAAUAUAAUUAUACUGCUACAUUGAAAGCUGUGUGCCUAGAGGGUGGAGUAUGGAAUUGGGGGUCUGAAAGUUAUAAGAGAUAUCCUAAAUGUCAAGUUGUGUAUUGUGGAAUACCACCAGCUAUGAAAAAUGGCUACUUUGAAUCUCUUGAUAAUGUCACAUACAAUGCUACAGUGGUGUACAAGUGUUUUGAUGGCUUUGUGAUGAAUGGUACCAAUACCUCAACAUGUCAGCAUGAUGGACAGUGGUCACCAGCAGGCUCAUGUUUUGCUGAAGAUUGUGAAAAAGUAACAGAAAUAUCAAAUGGAUCUUACAACUUUACCAUUGGCUUUAACAGCUCACACGGAACUAUAGUCAAAUAUUUUUGUAAUCCUGGAUUUGAUUUAAUUGGCUCAGAACAGAUUGUUUGUCUUCAUGACAAGACUUGGAGUCAUUCAGCACCUUUUUGUAAAAAGCUCACUUGCAGCUUACCACUUGUACAGUUUGGAUAUUACUCAACCUCUAAUUGGACUAUUGAGUAUAAUGAAAGUGUUAGACUACACUGUUAUGAUGGAUUUAAAAAUAAUAGGACUAAUACCACAGAGGCUGAACUUAAGUGUAAUGAAGACAGGAAACUCAACUUUGAAGACUCUUGCAUCGACAUGGAUGAAUGUGCUGAGUUAUCAUUUCUGUGUACUAAUAAAUCAAAUUUUAGAUGUCAGAAUAUCUUUGGAUCUUAUAAUUGUGUUUGCAAAGAUGGUUACAAUCUUACUGAUUCACAGUGUUUAGAUUUAGAUGAAUGUCGCAGCAAUACACCAAUUUGUCAUCAGCAAUGUACCAAUCUUGAUGGAUCUUAUAACUGUUCCUGUGAUGAUGGGUUUAAUCUGUACACUGCUAACAAUACAAAUGGAUUUAUUUUGCCAGCUGGAGAAGAUGGAACAAAACCAGGACAUGUCUAUCACAUCAAUCAUACAUGUGUCCCUAAAACAUGUGAACCACUGCCACUUAUUAUGAAUGGCACAGUUCUGUCCAAAAAAGACAGAUUCUUGUACAAAGACACAAUAAAGAUUGUUUGUGACUUUGGUUUUCAACUGAAUGGCUCACCCCUGGCCUAUUGCAACAGCAAUGGAAGCUGGAGUUUUGGAGAUACAAAUAUACCUCCCGCAUGCAUAGUGAUUGAGUGUCCAUUACCACCAAAAAGUCAGUUAGAGUUGAGCCGUGACCCACCCAAUUCAAGUUUUAUAAAAGCUGGAGAAUCCCUGACAAUUGUGUGUGAGCAACAGUGUGAGAACUGUGCCUCUAUAACUAAAACUUUACACUGUGCUCCAAACAGUAAAGGGACUUUCAGUUUACAGGGAGAUAAUCCUCACUGUUUUGCUGUCAACUGUGGUGAUAUUCCUUGGACACAAAUACCUGGAGUGGUUUCAAAAGUAAUUAAUGAUACAACCUAUGGAAGUUUCUUUGAGUUUGAAUGUAAUUCUGAUAAAGGAUAUACAGUGAAGGGCAAUUCAUCUUUAGGAAAUGCUACUGUCAUGUGCCAGAGAAAUGGACACUGGGGGUUGAAUUCUUUGACUUGUCAAGGUUCAUCCUGCAGUGCUCCAAAUAUUUUUGCUGGCACUGAGCAAAAUGUUCAGUAUAGCUAUGAAGUAGGUCAAUCAGUUCAUUACAAAUGUACAAGGCCUGGAUAUAAGACUAAAACUAAUGAUACACUACACUGUCUGUUUAGUAAUGGAACAGCUUACUGGAGUGGGGAAGCACCCCUUUGUGAAGAUGCUGAGCAACCUAAUAUCACCUGCCCAAAGAUGCCAGUGUUUAAUCUUUAUGAUACUUUGAUUUAUACCCUACCAAACAAGUCAGACAACUCUGGGUAUGCAUGUCUGACUUUGGAAUCUGGACCUCCUUCUGGUGUCUCUGUUGUAUCUAAAAAUAUGACUCUCAUAUUUAGAGUCUUUGACUUUGCUAAUAAUAAUAAGUCUUUUUCAUGUGAUGUUAUUUUAAAAGAUCAAACAAGGCCUUGGAUUAAAUGCCCUGGAACAAUUGAUUAUGAUAUGGGGGAUAAGCUGUCUAAAGUUUUCACAGAAGACGACUUCAAGCUUCAUAUUAAUCAUUCAUCUGAUGGAAAUGUUACCUUCACUCCAUCUCAGCUGAAUGUAACACAUGGAAACAUCUACAAUGUAACAGUUAAUAUAAAGAAAGACAAUGGCUACACUCAAGAAUGUUCUUUUUUGAUUCGGCCAACAACUCACUCAUGUUAUAAUGAGACUUUGACACAGGAACCACUGACCAAUGUACUAAUUAAAGAGUGUAAUGGGACAAAAGCAAGCAUGACAUGCCAAGCACAUUGUUAUCAAGGCUAUCAUUAUCAAGAUCUUACAACUUUCAAAACAUAUGAAUGUAAAAAUGGCAAUUGGUCAACUAAAAUUCCGCUCCUGCCUUGUCUCAAAAUGACUAACACAAUGUUUUAUUACACCAUCAAUGCUGUAUAUAGCACUAAUGGAAUUAUACCUCAAAAUGAAAGCAUGGAAAUGUGCUUUCCAUCUCAUGAAAACAAUCUCACUAAUCUAAUCUACAACCUAAAUGCUUGCAACCUAUCAGAGUAUAGUGUUAAGCACAUUACAAGCAGUGAAAUAGGCCCUGAUAAAAUAAGAAGUAACUUUCAGCUGCUUGUUAUGGCUAAUGGAACACAUGAAACCAUUUUGCAAAAUUGUGCAUCAGAGUUUGCAAAUGUGUUGGGGUAUUUUGGUCCAACCUUUCCUAAUCCUUCGGAUAGAUGUCUAUCUCCAUGGAAAGUCAGCAAAUCAACUGUUACACCAGGAAAGUUAUUUUGUGAGAGUGGGCAACAAAUUCUUAAUGAAACAUUUUGCUUGUAUUGUGGACCUGGUUAUUAUUUAAAUAAUGGUAACUGUACAGAAUGCCCUGAUGGCACUUAUCAAGACUCUGUGGGUAAAACUCUGUGCAACAAUUGUUCUAGUAAUAAAUCAUAUGCACCUAGGACAAGUGCAAAACACUGUUUAGAACUUUGUCCUGAUGGGUUCACAAGUUCCACUGGAUAUGUAACUGACAAUUGUAAACAAUGUCCAGCCAAUACAUACAGUUCUGAUAAUCGUACAGAAUGUUUGAACUGCACAACAGCUACGCAGAACAAAUUUAUGUGUUCAGCUCCUUGUAAAGCAGGUCACUAUUCAAGUACAGGUUAUGAGCCUUGCCAACUUUGUCCUGUGCAUUAUUAUAGUGAAAACAACUCUAGUAAAACCUGCACAGAAUGUCCAGAUGAUUCCUAUACCUUACUUAAAGGAUCAACUAGUGUAGUUACUUGCAUCAACGAUUCUUCUGCAAAUUGUUCAUGCUCAGUAGAUGGCACUAUUUCAAAUACACAAUGUUUAAUAAAAGAUCAUAGAAAUGUCUGCAUUUGUAAAGAAGGUUAUUAUGGAGACAGAUGUGACCAAACCUGUGACUUUUGUUUGGCAAAGCCAUGUUAUAAUGAAGGGACAUGUACAAAUAAUGGCUCCAGUGUUACCUGCGAAUGUAAAACUGGCCAAAACUGCACAUUUGUGAAAGAUCCUAUGCUAAAGUACAUAAAAAAUGCAACUUAUAUCAUAAACUAUUUGCAGCUUAAUUCUACAACAGAAUGCUAUAAACUUUGUUUGCGUGAUGACAGUUGUUUAGCUUAUAUGUUUACAAAUAGCUCAGAGACCUACUGUCUGACUUACAAAGAAUUGAUUUAUGACACAAUUGAGAAUGAACAUGAUUCAUACAAGAAAAAUUGCUCAGUUAAUGCUAUAUUUGGUGGUGACUACUGUGAAAUAGAUCUCAUAAAUGAUUGUGAAGAAAAUGUUUGUUCUGGAGAUGGUGUCUGCACUGACAUGGUUAAUAGUACAAAGUGUGCUUGUCCAUUGGGAAAUUAUGAUGAAAAGUGUAACAAAAUAGAAAAUCUUUGCAGUUCAUAUUCAUGUGGUCAUGGAACUUGUCUGUCAUAUGAAAAUAUUCGCUAUUUAUGCAUCUGCAAUCCUGGAUAUACUGGCCUUAACUGUUCUGAAAUCAUUGAUGAUUGUGAAUUGAACCCCCAUGGAUGUUUGUAUAAUGGUACCUGCCUUGACAACAUUAAUAAUUACACUUGUUCCUGUAAAGAUGGAUUCCAAGGAAACCAUUGUCAACUACGUCCUAAUUUGUGUGACAGAAAUAGUUGUAUGGAAAAUGAUGGUGGAUUUUGCAUUGAAGAUUAUACAAAUCUAAACCAUGAAUGUGCAUGUGGAGAGAAAUAUAACCUAACUUACAAUGGCAAAAACCCAGCAUGCAAAGCUAUUGAUUUUUGUCUGUCAUCCCCUUGCAUUAAUGGAGGAACAUGCCUCUAUGAAUAUGGCAGUUAUUCUUGUAAUUGUACUGAUGGAUUUGAAGGUUCUUUGUGUCAGAUUGAAGUAGAAACAGAGAAGAAUGAAACAACUUGUGAAAGUAUAGAUGUUUGUCAAAGUGCAAUGAAAGAGUAUUUCUGUCACAUGUGCUCAUCUUCAAAUAUCAGCUGUGUAAAUCAGUCAUGUGUAGAGAAAUGUAAAAGUUUCAGCCACCUCACUGUGAUAGAAAGAUUGCUUUGUCAGUGUUUUUGUAAUGAAACAACUACUGAAAAUGAAUGUUUACUGUAUGAUCCAUGCCUUCAUGGUGGUACAUGUACCAAUACAUCUAAUGGAUACAACUGUUUAUGUCCUUCUGGAUGGACUGGACAAGUCUGUGAAACAUCAGUAGAUUACUGCAGUCAGAACAAUACAUGUAAAAACAAUGCCCAUUGUUAUAAUCUGGUCAAUGACACUUACUGCCAUUGUCUUGAUGGUAGCCAUGGUAAUGCCUGUGAACUAAAAAAAGAAUUAUGUGAGAACUAUGGAAACUUCACUUGUAGACAUGGUAGUUGUGAACCUGUUGGUGGAUCAGCUCAAUGUAAAUGUCAGGACUAUUAUAUUGGUCAAUCUUGUGAACUGUCAAAGAAUGUUUGUUCUGAUGAUCCUUGUCAUGGAGGAAAAUGUUAUUUGAAGGAGUCAGGUUUUUACUGUGACUGUAUUGAAGGUCAACUAAGUGAUGAUACUUACUGCAAUUCUACUGUAGAUAUCUGCAGAAAAUGUCCACUCGAUUCUAGCUGUAUUACAUACACAGAUGAUAAUGACCUGCAGCAAGCUGCUUGCCUCUGUCCACCAGACAAGAUACAUUCUGGAAAUUUAUGUACAGAAGUGAACAAGGACUUUGAUCUUGUCUUUCUGAAAGACUUUGCUAUAAAGAAACAAUGGAUCACUUCAGUGAGAGGAUUUAGUUUAGAAAAUGUCAUCUCAUUGACUCUAACCAUGUGGCUGGCUGCAGCUAAAUCUUUGAAUGACUCUGAUGUAAUACUUUCUCUGACCAGUGCACAAAAAGAAAACUUCUUCAGUUUACUCAAAUCAAAAGUAAAGCUGAAUUCAACUGAAAUUGACUUUCCAUGUUCUAAUAUAAAUUGUACUUUAGAUUCUGACAACUUUUGGCAUUUCAUAGCAGUCACUUGGUAUCAUAAUGGAUCUUUGGUCUUAUAUUUCGAUGCCUUUAAUUUUUCAACUAUGACCAAUGACAAGUUUAAUAAAAUAAGAUAUGCUACUAUUCAGCUUGGUCAAGGAUUCUCUGGCUAUAUUUCUAAUAUCCAGCUGUGGAAGUCUGCUCUUUCUGCUGAAGUAAUUUCACAGUUAUAUGAAGAUGAAAAUUAUGUCCCUCAGCCUGAAAAUCUACUUUUAGACUGGACGUAUUAUUCAUUUGAUGAGAAAGUUCUUAUGUCCAAGACUUCACUGGCUCAAAAGAAUACAUCAAUAUGUGUGGAUAUCACAUUGAGUGCUUUGUUUCCUUUGGAAGACAUCUGUCAUGGUUAUAACGAUGACAGAGAACCACCAUUAGUUCAACAAACAUGCUUACCAAUGAAAGUAAUAGCAGUGGAUUACACUCAACACCAGAUUGGUUCUGGACAACUUGAUUAUAGUUUUACUGAUAAAGACAACAACUUACAGUCAACAAAUGUGCAAUAUUUCUCCCAUGGUGCCUAUGAUGUUGCUGUGGCUGCUAAUGACUCCUCAGGGAAUAUUGGAGUGUGUAUGACUAGAACAUUUAUCACACCUAAUAAGUGUGAAGAUACAAAACCUGCCAACUACACUGAAUCCUGUAAUCAUUCUACUGGUGUAGUAGUGGUCUGUCCAGAUGGUUACUUACCCAGUGUACAGACACCUAAAGUACUUGCUUGUGGUCAGCUGAAAACAUAUAAUCUGGACAAUAUGUAUGAAUUACCUGACAGAAUUGUUUGUGGAAAAACAGCAAACCCUAGCAAUAUUCAAAACGGGAACUACCCUUGUCCAGAUGGUAAAACGCUGAGGGAUAAUUUGUGUGUUGAAUGUGGCAGAGGCUCUUACUACAAAAAUCAAACUCAAACUUGUGAGCUCUGCGCCUUAAAUUCCUACAUUAAUGAAGGUGGUAAAACUGAGUGUAUACAAUGUCCAACAAGUCAUGGGACAUUACAGAGAGGAAGUUCAAGUCUGUCCGACUGUGUGGUCAGUUGCAGUGUGGGUUAUAUGUUAAAUCUGACAAGUGACAAGUGUGUUCCCUGUCCUCACAACUUCUAUCAGAACCAAUCUGGUAAACAUUAUUGUUUUCCAUGCCCACCUCUCCAUGGAACAUACAGUGUUGGCUCAACACAUCUGGACAACUGUACAGAAUUUUGUCCCCCUGGCACUCAGCUAAAUAGCAGUGGUCUAUGUGAACCUUGUCCUAGAGGGACUUACAGAGUUGGUGACAAGCAAGAUCAGUGUACAUCUUGUCCUGGGAAUGUAACAACUAUAGAGACGGGUCGUGAUAAACAGUCUGACUGUAUUAUACCAAUCUGCCCAUCAGGAAUGUUUGCAAACCUGACUGAUGGUGUUAACUAUACAUGUGAAUAUUGUGAUUUUGGAUUUUAUCAACCUGAAAAUGCUUCAAUGACUUGUAUCCUUUGUAAUGAUAGUUAUUCUACAAUAGAUACAGGAUCUCAAAGUGUUAGCCAGUGUUUAUUUUAUUGUGAAGCUGGCUAUGAAGAAUCUACACCCAACUCAAAGACAUGUGUACCCUGCCAGAGAGGCUUUUAUCGACCAGGUGACCAUGGCAAUAGAUUUAAAAACUGUUCUCAGUGUCCAACUGGAAACACUACUGAAGGAGACAAGUCUAUGAGCCUAUCUGACUGUAAUCUAAAAAUCUGUAGCUCAGGCUACAUCCUAUCCAGAGAUAACUCAACUUGUGAAGCUUGUCCUUAUGACACCUACCAGCCUCAGAAUUUACCCAACACAACUGUUGUCUGUCUCAACUGUACAGCUGGUCUUGGUACUGUGAAUCUAGCUAGUAACUCAUCCAGUGACUGUAUAGAAUUUUGUGAUCCUGGCCAAGGCAACAAUGGUAGUUGUCAUGUAUGUGAUAGAGGCUAUUGGAACAAUGGUAACACUUCGAUGAGAUUUCAACCUUGUCAAAAAUGUCCACACAGUUUUACUACUGACAGCACUGGAGCUACUGAUAUAAAUCUUUGUUCCUUGGAGAUUUGUAGUCCAGGUUAUAUACUAUCCAACUUAACAUGUCAAGCUUGUCCCUAUGACACAUACCAACCCAAUGCUCUGCCCAACACAAGUACAAUCUGUCUCAACUGUACAGAAGGUUUUGGUACUGUGAGUGUAGCCAGUAACACAUCUACUAGUUGCAUUGCAUUUUGUGCACCUGGCCAAGGCAAAACUGGAACGUGUGACCUAUGCAGUCAAGGUUAUUGGAACAAUGGAAACAUUUCAAUGAGAUUUGAACCCUGUCAGAAAUGCCCAGAAAAUUAUACAACAGAAAGCACUGGGGCAGUGGACGAAAAAAAUUGUUCCUUACGAGCCUGUCCAGCUGGAACUUCAAUAGAUGGUGAUGAUUGUAAGCCGUGUGAUGUUGGAAAGUUCCAACCUUUACCAUACCAAAGAUUUUGUAAUGAAUGUAGAGCCAACACCAGUACUUCAUCAACUGGUUCAACCAGUCCAGAUGAUUGCACCAUUAAAUGUCCAGCUGGUCAAGAAGGUAUUUCAAACGAUACUUGCGCUCCCUGUGGAGAUGAUAAAUUCAAAGGUGAAUACAGCUUUGGAAAAUGUCAGAACUGUACAGGAGAUUUUACUUCUGAGCCCAGCAACAGAACUCAUUGCACUGUAUUACAUUGUGACUUUGGCAAAGAAUAUAAGAAUGGAAGCUGUCAUGAGUGUGAAGUAGGUCAUUACAAAAAUGUACGUGGUAAUCGUGACUGCAUGAAAUGUCCUUCUAACACAAGCACUUCAUCUCAAGCCUCUACCUCCAUCAAUGAUUGUAAUGUUGCUUACUGUGAACCAGGGUUUUUCUCUAAUGACAAUUUAUCCUGCAUUGCAUGCCCCAUUGGUACUUACAAAAAUGAAACUGGCAAUCAUCAGAACCAAUGUAUACCUUGUCCACCGGGAGUGACCACACCAGAUGUUGGAAAUACACAUAUAGCAAAUUGUACACGUGUAUCUUGUAAUGCUGGAUAUUAUCGAGUGAAUGAAACACACUGCAAUCCUUGUGUUAAAGGAGAAUACCAAGAUGAAAGAGACCAAACUCAAUGCAAGAUAUGUCCUCAAGUAGAUGGCCGACCAUCAUCAACAUUGAACAUUGCUUCCACCAACUGGACUGAUUGCUAUCCUCUGUGUGAAGCUGGCUAUUUCACAUUGACCAACAGAUCUUGUUCCAAAUGUCCAUAUGGUAGAUACAAAAGCAUUACAGACCUCAGCACAUCUUGUCAAGCUUGUCCUUCCAACUUUACUACAGUUAUCACUGGUGCUACGAGUUUACUGGACUGUAAAUUUAGAAUUUGCAAGAAAGGCUUUUACCGUCCCACCAGUUUGUACAUUGACUGCGUUAGGUGUCCAAUUGGAACCUAUAAGAAUAUGUCCACUGUUGAGAUGACCAACUGUGACCUUUGUCCUACCAAUCAAACAACACUCAUUGAGGGAGCUACUUAUCAGAGCAGAUAUUGUAUUUCCAACUGUCCUGGUGGUCAAGGGUACUCAUGGACAUCUCAAAAUUGUACUUUGUGUCCAGUUGGUCAAUAUAAGGAAGAAGCUGCUCUUAUAAAUGUAUGUAAAUAUUGUCCAACAAAUUAUACCACAUUAAAACCAGGAUCAACUAGCUGCAUUCAGAGCAAUGCCCUACCAUUAGCAGAAGUGAAGAUAACUGUUAGAGUGUACAUACUAAUCUCCCUUGGUUUAUGUUAUAAUGAGCAACAUUUGAGAGUGACAAUAUCAGACCUAAUUACUGGCAUUGUAAGAACAGCUAAGAGAGAGAGAUACCCUGGACUGUGUCCUACCAGUGUUUGCAGUAAUAUGAUUUUCACUAUCCUUCAAAUGUGUAAUCAUGGCAGAAAGAGACAAGCCAAUACAUUUUCAAGUGUCCAGCUGGAUCUCAAAGAUAUUGAUUCACCUCUAUCAGACUAUAAUGGCACCAAGAGAAACACUGAAAGUGCUGUUUUAGAAUUGUUUAACUAUGACCUCCUGCCUUAUGAAGACCUUAUGGAACUCAAUGAAUUAGAUAUUGUCAAUGUUAGUCUCACCAGGGAAUGUCCACCAGGUUACACCUACAGUUCAGCACUCCAACGUUGUGUUCUAUGCUUUGCUGGUCAGUUUGCUAAUAGCAGUGGUCAGUGUGAAGCUUGUAGAGAAGGAACAUACAGUACAAACCCACCAAGUGAAAAGUGUGACUCUUGUCCAAAAGGUCAAACCACCAAGACUGGUUCACAAAGUGAAGCUGACUGUAAAGGUCAGUGUUACUUUGAUACCAAUUACUGUGGCACCAGUGGUCAAUGUGAGAUUACAUCAAGUGGAGUACACCAGUGUCUCUGUAGUGAAAACUACAUGGGCUCACAGUGUCAACAGAGACAAAGUCUAGAAAACUCUGACACCAUGGGUGUUGUAGUUGGUGUGAGUGUAGCAUUUGGUGCCAUCUUUUUCCUUGUGUUAAUCAUCUUUGGAAUCUGUUUGCAUAGACGAAGACAACCCAAGUCUACUCAAAGUACAUCUGACACAGAAGUCCUGAGUCACAGCAUACCCUACUUCAAUCAGCCAAUCAUGUUUGAGAACCCAGCCAUGCUAGCUGAUCCCACUAUGUACAAUGCUGAGGUCAUGGACUUCUAUGAUCAUGACCCUUCUAUUUAUGAGAAAACUUCCAGACAUUCAAGGGGUUUCUAAAUAUUUAAACUAUGACAAUUUUAAACACAUCACAGAUCUUACAUAUAAAAAUUAUAUUUGUAUACCAUACAGAUGAAGUUUAUGUAAAAAUUGUACUUGGCACAAAGAUCUGAUCAUGUAAAUGUUUCAUGUUCCUUUCAGAUCAAUGUAAACAUUUUGUGCUAUUGCUAAAUAUUGUUAAGAAAUCAAAAAUAAAAAUAGCACACUCUCAUUUGUAACUAACAUAUAUUUUAUUAUCAUUUAUCUAAUUUGUAAAAAAGUUGACCUCUUUUUUUUUUAUUAUUUAUUUUAUCUAAUGUAAUUUUGAGCAUUUCUUAUUAAUUUUAAUAACUAAAUGACUAUAUUAAAGUUUAUGGUAAUUUAUCCGUGUAAACUUUUGGAGAAUUUUGUCAGCAGAACUUAAGGUUGAUAGAUUAGUGGAGUAUCAGCAUUGUCUUUGGAUAAUUAUGUUCCACUCUAGAGGCUGCAUUAGUAACAAUAGACUCAUAGGAAAACUGAAGGCAGACUUGAAUUUGUCAGGACAACAUACAUUUAGUUCAAGAUUUUAUUUCAAACAAAAACAAUGUAAACAAUUUUUAAUGAACUAAUGAACAAUUUGUUAAGAUUAUUUUAAUAACCUCAAUUUAGUCUAUUCCAGAGUUGCUGCAAUCAGCUUUAGAACAUCAACAUUCCUGUGACUUUUUUAAAACUAUAUAAUUGACUCUUUCACGCUAUGCAUAUAGUGUACAUUGUAUACAAUCAACAUACACACCCACACAGAUAUGUGCUGAGAUGAAUUUAUAUUUAAAAAGUACCAGUUCAACUAAUUAAGUUUCCAUUAAAUUUUAAUUGGUUUUUAUUUGAACAAUAUUUAAAUAGGGCAUAAAUAGUAGACCUUUUUUUUUUUAUAUUGCCCUCAAAUUCUACAAAUGUGUGCUUAAUAGUAUUGCUUGUUGUCUUGUACAGCCUGAACAAUUCUAAUCAAUCAACUUGUAUCUAAUGUAUUCAGAGGUUUAAUACUUCUCUACUGUUUUUUUUUUAGAAAUGCUGUCCCACAUAAACAGCCAUUCUCAAUUUUAUAGAUAAUGUUUUAAGGUAUUUAAGUGUAUAUUCAUUUCAGUCCUAUGUAGUGCCCUCUAAUGCCUCUGUUUCAUCAUACUCAUGGAAAAGCUUAUAUUAUAAUGUUGAAAUUAUGACUUUGUAUAUUAGUAUUGUUAUGGUAACUGCUGUUUUGACUCUGUUCUCUUUCAAAUAUGUCAAUCUACACUGUUAUUUAUUGUUUGUUGGAGUUUUAACAUAUAUGUUUGUUAGGUGCUAAAAUUUGCCUUGGGCAUCCAACGGUUUAAAAAAUCUUUGACAAUGUCCUCAGAGCAUUGUUUCCCUCAAUGACUAAUGACAGAUUGUGGUUCAAUCUUAUAUUUUGAUGGACACUGCCAUGUUUUUAACUCAUUUCUAUUGCAAUACAAUUGAGCCACUGUAGUCUUACUAAAGUUAGGGUGUGUGUCUAAGCAAUUAUAUUAAACAUGUAGACCUAUUGAAAUGGAUUUCUUUUAAAUACUUACAAACAUUAACCCAAAACAGUAUCGAGGGUUCUGGUUAUAUAUUUUCAUUACCAUUUAUCUUACUAGCUUUCAAAGGUUGUAGACAAUAGAAAUUUAGUUUUCAUUUAUGUUAUAACUUACAACUCAUUGGUCAGUUUUGAAAUAAACUAAAGAAAAUACA
Molecule: messenger RNA, 13882 nt
Organism: Biomphalaria glabrata
Lineage: Eukaryota; Metazoa; Mollusca; Gastropoda; Planorbidae
Exons: 74
Coding region: 311-12181 (3956 amino acids)
Biological process (GO): Notch signaling pathway
Molecular function (GO): calcium ion binding; Notch binding
Source: RefSeq, a predicted model, not a curated record